GUGAGACGAGACCCCAGCAUCCCCACCUAUGGACUCCGACAAUCUAUCUUACUGAACACCAGGCUUCAGGACUGCUAUGUGGACUCGCCAGCUCUCACCAACAUCUGGAUGGCCAGAACGUGUGCAAAGCAGAACAUCAGUGCCCCACAACCAGGUACCACCUCUUCCUGGGAAGUUGUAAAGAACCCGUUAACUGCCAGUUCAUUCUCCCUGGUUAAGCUGGUGCUCCGGCGACGACAACUGAAGGAUAAACGCUGCCCGGUACCACGCAAGUUUGGAGAAGGAAAACCCUCGAAGAGAUUAAAGCCCAAGGACAAUUCAGCAAUGAAAGCCACCCAGCGGGGCAGGAUAAGAAACUCCAUUAGUUCCAAGAGCAAGCGGCCAGUGGGGCAGGGGCCAGGCUCACCUAGGUGCAGGAGGCCUGCAGGAGGCAUCAAUGAGAGUAAAGAAAGUUCAAAGGAGAAAAAAGUAACAGUCUGCCAAGAUCUUGAGAGCAGAUAUGCUGAACAUGUGGCUGCCACCCAAGUGCUACCCCGGGACAUUGGGACAACAGCCUGGAAGGGCCGAGCGUUGCUUCCUGAAACCAGAAAGAGACAGUUGUCAGAGGACACGCUAACCAUCCACGGCCUCCCCACAGAGGGUUACCGGGCUCUGUACCACACCGUGGUUGAGCCGAUGCUGUGGAAUCCUUCAGGGACCCCCAAGAGGUACAGCUUGGAGCUGGGCAAGGCCAUCAAACAAAAGCUCUGGGAAGCUCUGUGCAGCAAGGCUGCCACCCCCGAAGGCACUCAGAAGGACCUGCGACCAGGCAGGAAGCGGCUGGAGGUCCACGAGGAGCCUGUGCCCAAGAAAUGGCCCAAGUUCAAGAUGGAGAAAUAGGAACAGGAGCUCACAGGAUCGGGAUAUUCUCUGCUAGAUGUCUGAAAAAUAAACACCACUUUGCACCUUCCAUGUAAUCUGAGCGCUUUACAAAUUAGUAACUACCCUCCCCGGGAAACAAGGCAAAUGGGUGCGAGAUUCAUUUCAGACUGAGGGCCCCCCUCCACUCUCAUGAUUAGGUAAU
This is a messenger RNA of Diceros bicornis minor, 1063 nucleotides long. It is a transcript of the gene C35H22orf31, whose product is annotated as chromosome 35 C22orf31 homolog. The transcript is spliced from 2 exons. The coding region runs from base 109 to 879 and encodes 256 amino acids. The record is from RefSeq and is a predicted model, not a curated record. Lineage: Eukaryota; Metazoa; Chordata; Mammalia; Perissodactyla; Rhinocerotidae.